CAGUAGUAAUAAUAAUGAUAUCUCAAGCUAAUGCACUUGGAGGAAAUGAAACAGAUUUCCUUUCUCUACAAGCCUUCAAGUCAAGAAUCCUUCACGACCCAUAUUCAACCACCAGCUCAUGGAACAAUUCCACCCAUUUCUGCCAGUGGGCUGGAAUUACCUGCACUAACAAGAGCCAGAGAGUCCUAGUCAUAAACUUGACAGACAAGGGCUUGUCUGGUUCUCUGUCCCCACACUUGGGAAACUUGAGCUUCCUUCAAGUGCUCAAGCUUGGUAACAAUACCUUCAAGGGUAACAUACCUUAUCAAUUAGGUAAUUUGUUGAGAUUACAAAUCCUUAAUCUCAACAACAACUUACUUCAAGGACAAAUCCCACCCAAUUUGUCUCAAUGCCUGAACCUCACUUACCUCAAUUUGGCUUACAACUCACUCAUGGGUAAACUGCCUCAAGAGUUGACCUCCUUAUCAAACCUCACUGACCUUAUCAUCCACGAUAAUAACUUCACCGGAGGUUUCCCUCCUUUCAUUGGAAACUUAACCUCUCUGCAAACCAUAUCAGCAUCUUCGAAUCCUUUUGGAGGAACUCUUCCUGAUAUAUUUGGGCGAAUGAAAAACUUGGUAGCACUUGGGCUCGGUGGGACUGGAAUCUUCGGUACCCUCCCUCCUUCUAUAUAUAACAUUUCUUCCAUUAACAUCUUGUCCUUACCAGGGAAUAACCUUAGUGGCAAACUACUGCCAAACUUGGGAUUAAUGCUUCCUAAUCUCCAAUUCCUUCAGCUGGGAAGUAACCAAUUUGAUGGACCAAUACCCUCUUCAUUAUCCAAUGUUUCUGGUCUUGUAAGGCUUGACAUGACAAAUAAUAGCUUUAGUGGUAAGCUAUCCAUUGAUUUCUCGCGUAUGAAAAGCUUCUACGGAAUGGUAAUGUGGAACAAUAAUCUUGGAAGUGGGGAACCGGAUGAGAUGCAGUUUAUUGUGUCUCUAGCCAACUGUACCGAUUUGCAGGUCUUGGGUUUUCAGGAUAACCAGUUUAAGGGCGCUUUGCCAAGCUAUGUGGGUAACUUCUCCCAAAAGUUGUAUCAUUUUGCUAUCAGUGGAAAUCAAUUGUAUGGAGAAAUACCUCCUUGGAUAGGUGAUUUAACCGGCUUAACUUUGUUAUCUUUGCGUAACAAUGAGCUAACGGGCUCAAUUCCACUUAACAUUGGUAACCUUUAUAAAGUUCAAAGGUUGACACUUAGCAGUAACCAGCUCACGGGUUCUAUACCUCCUUCCAUUGGAAACUUGACAUUGUUGAAUGACCUUUAUCUUCAUGAGAAUAGGUUUGAAGGAACUAUACCGUCGAGUCUUGGAAAUUGCCAACAACUGACGUGGUUGUACAUUCAAGACAAUAAUCUUUCAGGCACUAUUCCGAAAGAACUCUUUGGAAUUCCCAGUUUGUCGAUUACGUUAAGUCUAGCUAGAAACCGUCUGUUUGGAUCCUUACCCGAUGAAGUUGGGAAGCUAGUACACUUGGCACAAAUAGAUGUGUCCGACAAUGAAUUGUCAGGUGAAAUUCCAAGAAGUAUUGGCAGCUGCACAAGCCUUCAGAACCUUUACCUGCAGGGAAACUUCUUUAGAGGCUCCAUUCCUUCCUCCCUCGCUUCUUUGAAAGGCAUACAGAAUCUAGAUCUUUCGCGCAACAACUUGUCUGGACGAAUUCCCGAAUUCCUUGGUGAGUUUUCCAUCAGUAAUCUCAACUUGUCUUUCAACAACUUCGAAGGUGAAGUGCCCACGAAAGGAGUAUUUGCAAACUUCAAUUCCACGUUGGUUUCUGGGAACAGAAGGCUCUGUGGUGGCAUAUCUGAACUAAAGCUACCGAAAUGCACCAUCUUGAAACCGAAGAAACAUAAAAAGCUUCUGAAAAUAAUACUCAUAGCAGCCUCUGCAACAUCCAUUCUAGUUGGGUUAUUAGUUCUACUGAUACUAUGUUGGUUCAAAAGAAGAAAAGACAGGAAGAAUGUUCAGGAGUCGCUUCCGGGAGAAACAUUCCCGAAAUUGUCAUACGAGCAGAUUCUCAAAGCAACAAACGGAUUUUCUCCAUCAAAUCUGGUGGGAACAGGCGGUUUUGGGACUGUGUAUAGAGCAGUCCUGAACGAUGAUGAGAUGGUUUUCGCAGUCAAAGUUGUAAACCUUAAUCGUCGAGGAGCUUCAAAGAGCUUUAUAGCGGAAUGUGAAGCUUUGAGAAACGUUCGGCAUCGAAACCUUGUAAAGAUCUAUACUUGUUGCUCAAGCAUCGACUUCCAAGGUAAUGAAUUCAAAGCUCUAGUCUACGAGUUCAUGCCAAACGGAAGCCUGGAGAGCUGGCUGCAUGGUAACCUCACGGCUAACACUGCAGCUGGUGAACUCCCCAAGCUCACUCUUCUUCAGAGAAUUAGAGUUGCAUUUGACGUGGCUUCUGCUCUCGAGUACCUUCACCGACACUGCCAGACACCAGUAAUUCACUGUGAUCUAAAGCCAAACAACAUCCUACUCGACAACGACAUGGUAGCUCAUGUAGGAGAUUUUGGGCUCAUGGUUAUGGAGCCAAAUCAACAUGGUAGUUCAAUUGGAAUAAGGGGUACAAUUGGUUAUGCACCUCCAGAGUAUGGGGUUGGAGGAGAGGUAUCCACAUAUGGUGAUGUAUACAGUUAUGGGAUCUUAUUAUUAGAGAUGGUGACUGGGAAGAAGCCAACUGAUCCUAUGUUUGGUGAAGACAUAAACCUCCACAAUUACGCUAAGAUGUCUUUUCCAGACCGCAUAUUGGAGAUUGUGGAUCCGAUGCUUCUUCAGGACAUGAAGGAAGACGACACCAAAUGCCUCGCUUCGAUGAUAAACAUCGGAGUCAAGUGCUCGAUGGACACAACACGAGAUAGAAUGGAUAUUGGUGAUGUGGUGGAUGAGCUGAGUUUAAUAUUGAAAGACAGAGAAUCUACUUCAUCUAGAUAAAAGGUUCAAUUUAACUAUACUUCUUUCUUCCAUCUGAUUGAAUGUAAACAUUUGAAUAUGUAAUUAAAUGAUCACAAAUACUCUUUCCUUUGA
This is a messenger RNA of Impatiens glandulifera, 3053 nucleotides long. RefSeq names its product probable LRR receptor-like serine/threonine-protein kinase At3g47570. The transcript is spliced from 2 exons. Gene Ontology annotation, molecular function: ATP binding; protein binding; protein kinase activity. Gene Ontology annotation, biological process: protein phosphorylation. Bases 15 to 2960 code for a protein of 981 amino acids. The record is from RefSeq and is a predicted model, not a curated record. NCBI's taxonomy places the organism in Eukaryota, Viridiplantae, Streptophyta, Magnoliopsida, Ericales, Balsaminaceae.